AAAUAACGUGGAUAGAUCUAACCUGUACGGCAGGUCUUGUUGCGCAAUUUUCUCAACGUAUGGUACGUUAAAGUGGCCUGUCAAUAUUUUGCUUUACCAUGUUUGCGGGCAAAUUAACUUUAUCGAUUUCGCGAUCAGUUAAAAGUAAUUUGACCAAUAUUCGGCAAAUGAGCGCAGCAAUGAAUAUCGACUGCGUCAAAUCUUUAUUGUACAAAGAAUACGGUGAUCCCGUUGAGGUUCUUCAAGUAACGACGCAAACGCUACAACAACCGGCGGCCGAUCAGGUGUCUGUGAAAUGGCUAUUAUCCCCAGUGAAUCCAGCCGAUAUAAAUACGAUACAAGGGAAAUAUCCUAGCAAGCCUCCUCUGCCAGCGGUACCGGGAAACGAAGGGGUUGGAGAAAUAGUAGCAAUUGGCUCGAAUGUCCGAGGUUUGCAUGUUGGAGAUAAGGUGGUGCCAAAUGGUCCUAACUUUGGAAUCUGGAGAACGCAAGCCAAUUAUCAUUUUACCGAUGUUAUGAAGUUGCCCAACGAUGUUGAUCUAGUCGUAGCCAGUAUGAUGAACGUCAAUCCAUGUACAGCGUAUCGAAUGCUCAAGGAUUUUGUCCCGUUAAAGCCUGGAGAUACCGUGAUACAAAACGGUGGCAAUUCCGCAGUGGGUCAGCUGGUCAUUCAGUUGUGCAAAAUAUGGAAUUACAAGUCUGUCAGUGUCGUUAGAGACAGGCCGAACAUAGAGGAAUUAAAGAAUCAAUUGGCAACCUUAGGAGCUGAUGAGGUGCUAACCGAAGAGGAAGUCCGAAGCACACAAUUGUUCAAAGAUAAAAAGCUACUCGCACCAAAAUUAGCUCUUAACUGCGUCGGAGGGCAGAACGCGCAGCAGGUGAUGAGACAUCUUGCACAUGGUGGUACAAUGGUGACUUACGGCGGCAUGUCCAGAGAACCGUUAACUGUACCAAUAUCCGCACUUAUCUUCAAGGAUAUAUCGUUGAAAGGAUUUUGGAUGACAGCUUGGACGAAAGCAAAUAUGGAAUCCCAGGAAAGAGUGGAUAUGUUUAAAAAUCUAGCAGGUUUCUUUAGGGAUAAGAAAUUGGAGCCGCCGCCGUAUAAACUGGUGCCUUUCUGCGAAUAUCGAGAAGCUAUCGUUAAAGCGCUCAGCUUUGACGGCCGGACGGGCGUCAAGUAUAUUUUAGACUUAACGAAAUCUUAACAAGUUUUUAUAUUUUUUUGUCGUGCGGAGAGUCUGUUCUCCACUGUUUCAUUCAAUUCCAGUUAGGACUAAGGUAAACUGAGACAUGUUUUGUUAAGUAGAAGAGCAAGUUUUUCACAUGGAGACAAGUUUAUUUCUAGUAGAAAUAUCGGUGUAUAAAUAUGCAAGAAAAUAUAGGAAAAAUAAUUGCAA
Vollenhovia emeryi is the source of this 1397-nucleotide messenger RNA. RefSeq names its product probable trans-2-enoyl-CoA reductase, mitochondrial. Gene Ontology annotation, molecular function: trans-2-enoyl-CoA reductase (NADPH) activity. The transcript is spliced from 5 exons. The record is from RefSeq and is a predicted model, not a curated record. Gene Ontology annotation, cellular component: mitochondrion. Gene Ontology annotation, biological process: fatty acid metabolic process. Bases 99 to 1205 code for a protein of 368 amino acids. Lineage: Eukaryota; Metazoa; Arthropoda; Insecta; Hymenoptera; Formicidae.